GGGGGACGCGGCCGGCGGCGGCGCCGGGGCGUCCGGGGGAGCCAGAGCGGCUGCUCGCUGCCGCUGGAGACGCGGCCGCCCCGGGGCGGGCCGGGCUGGGCCGAGCCGCGCCGGGCCUGGGGUGCGGGUGGGGUGCCCCGGCGCCCGUGCCGCGGGGUCGGGAGCCGCUGUGCGGCCUCAAAGCGGCGCCGUGGUGAGGGCGGGUUUCCCCGACACCGCGUUUCCGUUCGCUCUCGGCUGGGGCCUGGAGCUGGGGCUGCCCUAAGCCUGCCUGGAGCAGGGCCGGGGCAGAGAACCUCUGCGAACACUUCUGUCUGGCUUCUCAGUACCAGGCCUGAGCCAAGGCGUCCUACUGCCCUCGCCCUGGCAGUAGCUGCAAAUCCAUGUUGACAUGGGGUCUACCAGAGCUACUAGUCACUGUAAGGCUUGAGCUGUGAUGCAGCUAAUGCCUGUGGAGCAAAAGAGUCUAUAAUCUGAUCACAGAGAGGAAAGGUGAACGGUGGGUAUUGAUAUGGACAGUGUUUCCUCAGGCUCUUCUCUGCAGUUCCUCUCCAAACUACUUCAUGAUGCUCAAGAAGAUGAUGAUGAUGAUGAUGAUGAACAUGUGCCACACUGUUCUGUUAGCACCAUGACUCCUGGUAGUAUUGGACCAGUAAAGAAAGAGGCUACUGGUACUUUUCAAGUGAAAUCUGAAAACAUGAAAACUAUUUGGAGUGCAGAGGAGGUCCCAGAAGGAUCUGAAUUUGAUGAUACCUGGGACCCUAGAGAACAGCCAGAGUAUCAGAUUUUAUUCAAACAGUGUGUGGGAACAGAGGAUGUCUUCUUUGGGAUGAGCAGGAAAGACCCCUCCACAGCCUGCUGUGAAGAUGUAGUGAUUAAAAUCAAGCUACCAGAGACAAGGUACUCAGACAUCACAUUAGAUAUCCAGGACAAAGUUCUUGACCUUCGAACUCCCAAAAAGAAGCUGCUGCUGCACCUCCCCUACCAUGUAGACAGCAAGAACGGUAAAGCUCGUUUCCUCUCUGAAGAGGAGACCUUGGAAGUUACCUUGAGAGUAUCAAGGAAGUUUGAUUUCAUAAAUUUUGUCUGAUGGAUAGAGAAAUAGAGAAACUUUGCAAAAAGUAAUCUCUUAGUUUGAAGUCUUCUCAAAACCUAACUGGUCAUGAAAUAGUAGAUUGUUUCCCUGGAACAGCCCAAGGGGAAUAUCCUUGGAGAAAUUGAAUGAGUCAGGAGGAACAUAGCACCCAUAGGUUCUUAAAGCUGAGGCUGUCCAGUUCUUGCACUGCUCUGGUUAACGUUCUGCUUCCUUCAGUCUGAUACAGGCUCUGUGAAUCAGAAAAUAGGAGAUUACAGUUCUGUAAGCCAGAGAAAGUCUUUUUGUGGUUAUGGCUCAUAGGUAGCACAAUGAGGCUCUGGUUAAUGAGUCUGGUGCUUACUUACUGUUGCAAGACUUGCAAGUGGUAAUAUUCUUGCUUGGCCUCCAUUGCUGUGACUGGGACCAGUUCAGAAUCUCCUCUUAGCUACUUCUUGAUGAGAUCAAAGCUCUUCAGGGAUCCAUAUCCACAUCUGAGGCUCCUUUACACUGGCAGAACAAGGUAACCAACUAUAGUUGGAUUGUUGAACAAUUUUUGACAAUGUGUUGGUUCAGUGUCAUCUAUUCACCUGCUGUCCCUCCAGCUUUUUCUGAUCUUUUUUGAUUAAUAAAAUAAUGCGUUCUAAUGAA
Molecule: messenger RNA, 1723 nt
Organism: Aquila chrysaetos chrysaetos
Lineage: Eukaryota; Metazoa; Chordata; Aves; Accipitriformes; Accipitridae
Gene: DNAAF6
Product: dynein axonemal assembly factor 6
Exons: 7
Coding region: 512-1090 (192 amino acids)
Biological process (GO): flagellated sperm motility; axonemal dynein complex assembly
Cellular component (GO): cytoplasm
Molecular function (GO): protein-folding chaperone binding; dynein intermediate chain binding
Source: RefSeq, a predicted model, not a curated record